Messenger RNA from Olea europaea var. sylvestris, 2564 nucleotides. Its product is annotated as BTB/POZ domain-containing protein At3g08570-like. Gene Ontology annotation, molecular function: protein binding. The transcript has 5 exons. NCBI's taxonomy places the organism in Eukaryota, Viridiplantae, Streptophyta, Magnoliopsida, Lamiales, Oleaceae. The coding region runs from base 16 to 1962 and encodes 648 amino acids. The record is from RefSeq and is a predicted model, not a curated record.
GAACGAGACAAAGAUAUGAAAAGCAAAAGAAGGCUCUGCAAAAAGAGAAAAAGUGGGAAUUUUAGAUGCUGUUCAAGACUGAACGUGACAAAGAGAAACAGUGGGAUUAGGGUGAGUAAUAGGAAUAUGAAAAUGGUGUCGGAGGAGUUUGUCUCUACGCCGCCGCCGCCCCGCCGUUCUCCUGCCACCACCCCCAAAUUCUGUAACUCUUUUACUAACCGCAUUUUCUCGGACGUUGCUUGUGAUAUUACGAUAGUUGUCAACGGAGAAUCGUUUCUACUGCACAAGUUUCCCCUGGUUUCUCUGAGUGGAAAGAUCCGAAAGCUGGUGGCAGAUGCAAAAGACUCGACUCUGUCAAAACUGGAACUCUCUAACCUUCCAGGAGGACCUCAAACAUUUGAGCUUGCAGCUAAGUUUUGUUAUGGAAUGAAUUUCGAGAUCACAACUGCAAAUGUUGCACAACUACGGUGCACUGCAGAGUGCUUGGAAAUGACUGAAUAUUAUCGUGAAGAAAACCUUAUUUCACGUACAGAAUCCUAUCUGAACGAAGUUGUUUGCCAAAGUAUUGAAAAAUCCGUGGAGGUUUUAUCCAUCUGUGAGAACUUACUACCCAUUUCUGAGGAAGUGGGAAUUCCUGAAAUCUGUAUCGAUGCUAUUGCGAGGAAUGCUUGUAAAGAGCAGUUGGUAUCGGGUUUGUCUCGUUUAGAUUGUAACAGUGGAGUGUUAGAACUCAAAGAUAGAUGCAUUGAGUGGUGGAUCGAAGAUCUCUCGCUAUUGAGGAUUGAUUUUUAUCGUAGAGUGAUCUGUGCCCUAGGACAUACCGGCGUUCGAACAGAUAGCAUUAUUGCAUCUUUGAUGCAUUAUGCUCAAAUAUUUCUGAAGGGUAUUGGGAAACCCCAAAUUUGGAAUCCGGCAAGGACAAAUACUAGCAUAAUCGAAAAUGGCCAGAAGACUAUAGUUGAAACUCUUGUAACUCUGCUGCCUACAGAGAAGAGUACAUCCAUUCCAAUAAAUUUUUUAUUUGGGAUGUUGAGAGUUGCAACCAUGGUGGAUGCUACCUUAGCCUGUAGGCUUGAGCUUGAAAGACGGAUUGCUUCUCGACUAGAAAUGGCUUUACUCGAUGAUCUCCUUGUACCGUCAGUUCAGACAGGUGACUCAUUAUUUGACGUUGACACUAUCCAUCGGAUUCUGGUGCACUUUGUGCAACGGAUGGAAGAGGAAGAGAAUGACGAAUAUGGAUAUGAAUCAGCAGACAUUAGUUCUUCGAGUCAAGGCUCAAUGUUGAAAGUUGGACGGCUUGUUGAUGCAUAUUUAGCUGAAAUCGCUCCAGAUCCUCAUUUGAGUCUUCAAAAAUUCACGAACGUGAUUGAGGUACUGCCUGAGUAUGCUCGUGUUAUAGACGAUGGACUAUACAGAGCUAUUGAUAUUUAUUUGAAGGCUCAUCCGGUGCUGAAUGAACCCGAGUGUAAGAAGCUAUGCAAGUUCAUAGACUGUCAAAAGCUCUCUAAAGAAGCCUGCAAUCACGCUGCACAGAAUGAUCGGCUCCCAGUCCACAUGAUUGUCCGAGUUCUCUAUUUCGAGCAGGUUCGUUUGAAGAAUGCUUUGUCGGGAAGUUCUGGGGAUGGAUUAAUAUCACAAAAAAUUAGCAGCGGGGUUCCGAGUGCAGCCAUGUCGCCCCGUGAUACUUAUGCUUCUUUGAGGAGAGAAAAUCGAGAACUGAAGCUCGAGAUAUCAAGAAUGCGAGUAAGGCUUAGUGAUCUUGAGAAGGAACAAGUGGUUAUGAAACAAGGGAUGAUGGAUAAGUCGAACCACGGAAGGACUUUGUUAACUUCAAUAUCGAAGGGGUUUGGAAGAAUCGGUAUAUUUGGAGGGCAAGCUGGCAGAAAGCAACAAAAGUCCGGGAGGAAGUCGAGGGCACCAGAAGGAAGAACCGGCAGGAGUAGGAGGUACUCUGUUUCCUAAGCUAGACGUCGAUAAAUUGUUAACAUAUGUACCUUGGAGAUUCAUGAAGUGAAUUUCGACUAAUGGGUCGAGAUCUUUAUGACAUAAUCCGGAGUUGCGAUGUUUCAUAUUCCAGUUGGAUUCUGUAUAAGGUCAUAGCACCAUCUUGGGGCACUGCUCAAUCAUUGUAAAAAAAUAUUGGUUUUGUACACAUUUCUACGUUGUGUUAGACAACACUACAUAGAACGACUAACAAGAUUUUUAAGGGCAAACCCACGAAAAUACUUUAUAAAGCUAUAGCAAAAAAAGGUUAGUUUCUCUAUCUUUGCUUCAAAGGAAGAUUCAGAAGUGGGCUCCAUUUCAUGAAAGAUGAAUUUGCAUCAUAAUGCAUAACAUGAUGAUGGAGACUCGGAAGCUUGGACUUGCACCAUUUCACCCUGCUAUCUUGAAUCAGAAAUUUUGAAUUGUAGGAGCAAAAGAUGCGUAACACUCGGAGAAUACUUGGGAAUUGGGAUAAUGAUGUCAAGAUCUUAUUGGACCUUUCAAUAGAUAGUUGGAGCGAAAAACACCUUUAAUAAUGUUUCAAUGUCUUUUACUACAAUCAUGAAAGCCAUGCUUUUUUA